GGAGUGAGGGGGAGGGAAGGAGCUGGGGAAGAAGAGGGAGCAAGAGGGGCGCAUGCCAAUGGAAGGCCAAACGGUGUCGUCCACGGGGAGUGACCACGAGCACCCCACCUCCGCCGGCGGCGACGGCGGAGCCGGCACCGGCGCCGUCGGCACGCACGACGGCUCGGCGGCGGCGGCGGCGGCGGCGGCGGCGCUACCCAGCAUCAGCGGCGCUCGCGGUCACGCGGGGCCGGAGGGAGGACACGACAAUGACAUGGGCGGCAUGGACGCGAGUGGCGGCGGCGGCGGCGGCGGCUACGGGCGACUGCCGGGGCUGGCGGCGCAGAGCAGCAUGGCGAGUGUGGACGGCGACGAGGCGUCGUUGCCGCCCAUUGCGAAUCUGAGCUUGGGCAAGGCCAACAUGACGGGCUCCACGGUGGGCGGCGCGGCGCAUGCGUCCACGCGGAGGAGCACGCUCAACACAUACUACGAGCCGGGCGCGGGAGGCGGCGGCGGCACGGGGGGAGCAGGCGGCGGAGGCGGAGGCGCGGGCCCCGGGCCGGCGGGGUACGGCAAGGUGGCGAAGGCGGCGGCGGUUGGCGGCGCCGGCAGCGUGGCGGGCGGCGGCGGCGUGGUGGGCGGCGCGGGCGUUGGCGGCGGCGGCGCGGUGGGCUCGGGCACGGUGGGGCGGCGGCAGAGCGUGGGCGUGGUGGUGGGCAAGUACGGCUCCGUAAACAAGCAGGCGUCGCAAGGGCAUGGCGGCGGGGGGCCGGGCGUCGCGGGCGCGGCGGGCAUGGCCGUCACGGGCGGCCACGCCGGCGGCGGCGUGGGCGGCGGCGGCGGCGGCGCGGUGGGCGUGGGCGGCGUGGGCGUGAACAAGUACAAGGCCAACGUGGGCAAGACCAACAGCAAGUACAUCAGCCCCUACUCGUUGAGGCAGCUGGCAGGGCAGAACGCGGGGCAGGGGUGAGGCUGUGAGGGCAGCGAGCGUUGGGUCGUCAUGGGAGUUGUUGAGCGGGCUAGGCGGAGGCCGGCGGGGAGGCGGUGGGCUGGGAGGAGGCGGGCUGGGGGUUGCAAGGAUGUUUGGAAAAGCGGUCCAGGAUGCACUGGGGGGGUAGCAAUGGAUAGCACUGCGUGACGCUGGGGAACGUCUUGGCGCAGCUAAAGAUUGUUGGGUGUGUAUAUACUUACGGCAUACGGUCGCGGGCCGGGCUGGGCGUGUGGUGGCGGUGCCGCAAGCGGACGGCUUGAUGCGCGUGUGCGGCUGGCGGCAGGGGUUCGGGGUGUCCAACUCGGCGGUUGCGAUCGGUAACCGCCUGGAUUCGGCAUGUCCCGGACCCUGGAAGUGGGCCCCGCUCAAGCCCGCCGGCACAGACUUAUAGGGAAUACUUGUAAUAGUAUUCCUGGCGCGUCGGGCGACUAUUCUAUACUUCUUCGCCAACUCUUGUAGCAUUCAUUGAAUCUUUCACUGCUGACCCGUGAUGGCACGCCCGGCGCGCCAGGUGCUCUUCUAGUAGUGCUUAUUGUUAGAUGGAGCCUAGAGAUCGGGGCUGGCGCUGCUGGGUGCUCUGGGCGCUCAUCAUCACGGUGAGCUGGCCGUGGUGGCGCCCUGUGGGCGAGAAGUUCCCGGAAGUUCCCGGAAGUUCGGCAGGGGGGGCGAGAAUCGCCACUUGCGAGGCCCUCUGCUUGACCUCAAGUCGCGGCUAGCCCGCUCCAGGCACCAGGUUGCAUAUCGAGGUACAGUUGUAAGGCAGAGAAACCAUUCCGGAGUGCUCAUGAGCGAAGUCGAGCAAAUUCUAAAUGUCCAACUAGGCAUGUGGUCGAGUAUCUCUUUGAAGUCGCCCGACGCGCCAGGAAUACUAUUACAAGUAUUCCCUAUAAGUCUG
Molecule: messenger RNA, 1865 nt
Organism: Chlamydomonas reinhardtii
Lineage: Eukaryota; Viridiplantae; Chlorophyta; Chlorophyceae; Chlamydomonadales; Chlamydomonadaceae
Exons: 2
Coding region: 59-949 (296 amino acids)
Source: RefSeq, a predicted model, not a curated record